AUGCUGAAUCAUAACAGACUUUACAAGAACUCUCACCAGUUACUGAAAGAAGAGGAAGAGAUGAGGUUGGCUAACAUUAGGAGAGUAGAAAAUGAAGCAAAACAUGAGCUAGAGGAGAAACUUCUGAACUUGGUGCAUUUUGUGGAGUCGCUAAAGGAGACAAAGACAAAGGAUCAAGUAAGCAUGAAUGGUGUUCGUUUAAGGACACUGUCUCUGUCAGUUAAAGAGGAACUGGAUGGCUGUGAGCCUCCUGUGCAUCUUCGGCUAUCCAAAGAAAUUACUCAUAUAGUUAAACCAGUGCCAGUAGAAAUACAAUUUGACCCAGAAAGUGCUCAUCCAAGCCUCUGUCUAUCUCCAGAUCUGAAACAAGUAAGAUUUGAGCCCUGCGUUCAGAUAAAGAAGCUACAAAAGGACUGUUUUGAACCAGGGUUAUAUAUCCUGGGAAAGCCUGGUUUUAAAUCAGGCCGCCACUAUUGGGAAGUAGACGUGGGCAGCAAGAGCAGUUGGAUUAUUGGUGUUGUGCAGGAAUCAGUAGAGCGCAAAGGAACAUGGGAGUUAAAUUCAGCAAACGGCUAUUGGGUUUUGCGUAAGCAAGACCACAAUGUGUUUUAUGGCAUUGGGGAAUCUUUUGUGACCCUGAAAUUGGAAAAAAUGCCUAUGAGGAUUGGUGUUUGCUUGGAUUUAUUUAAAAGUCACUUAGCUUUUUAUGAUGCUGACACCACAGAACUUAUUUUUCAGAUCUCUGUCAAUGCUGGACAGAGGCUGUUUCCUUUUUUUUGCCCAGGAGUGCCCAUGAGUGAAGAAGACUGGUGCCCAUUAACUUUGUGCGCCUAA
Molecule: messenger RNA, 834 nt
Organism: Nanorana parkeri
Lineage: Eukaryota; Metazoa; Chordata; Amphibia; Anura; Dicroglossidae
Product: nuclear factor 7, brain-like
Exons: 1
Coding region: 1-834 (277 amino acids)
Molecular function (GO): protein binding
Source: RefSeq, a predicted model, not a curated record